AUGCCUCCGAAGUCCGCGAAACCCACCAGCGAUGAGCUUCUCGCCCAAUUUGACGACCUAGGGGUCGACUCGGCCACGGAACAGCCUGCCUCCAAACCAGCUACCACGGCGCAAACCGAAGACGACAUUCUUGCCGAACUGGAUAACCUAGCUUCCCAGCGUCCGAGCAGUGGGCCCGGGACCCCGCGUCUAUCGACAAAUGAGCCCAGGCCGCCCGUCAAACCUGCUGCAGCUACACCCUCAACUGGGCGUUCUAGUGAGGAGAAACCCGUGCCCCGUAAGUCCACGGAGAGUGCCCGGGUUUCGUUUGCGAUAAACGAAGAUGCGGAUGUGCAGCCACCCAAGACCGAGAAGCUAGCAGCCAAAGAGUCCGCCUCGAGCGGCGGCGGUGGUGGUGGAUGGUGGGGAGGCAUUUUCGCAACUGCGACCGCGACUGCCAGUGCUGCAAUGAAGCAGGCUGAAGCGGCAGUGAAAGAAAUUCAACAGAAUGAAGAAGCCCAGAAAUGGGCUCAGCAGGUGAAAGGGAAUGUCGGCGCUCUGAAAGACUUCGGUGGUGAGCUUCGAAACAUGGCAAUUCCUACGUUUACCAAUCUUAUCCAUACUCUUGCCCCUCCGAUCUCGUCUCAUGAACGCCUUCAAAUCCACAUCACUCACGAUAUCUCGGGGUACCCCGCCAUUGAUCCGCUUGUUUACGCUGUCUUCGCUCGCGUGAUGUCCCAGGUCGAAGGUGGAGAUCUUCUUGUGAUCCAGCGUGGCCAAGAAUCUGCGCCAAAACGGGGGUUGGAUAUAACGGGUAGCCAGUCUACCCCCGGCUGGCGUGAUGGCCCGUGGUGGCGCACAGUUAUGCCUGGAACCCCUCGCAGCAUCUCGGCCGUGCGUGGCUCUGUAGAAGCUAGCAAGCUCGCUCGUGCAAGCGCAGAGUCUUACGCUACCGAGUUCUUCUCUGCCAAGGGUGGAGUUGAAGAAGCUGCAAAACAAGCUAGCCAGGUUCUGAGCGAAUCCAACCCUGUCCGGAGUAGUGAUAUCUUCCUCGCCAUCCAGGCCAUUAGCCAACCUUCCUCCUCCGAACAGUUCCAAGCUGGUCCAACCACUGACAAGGCGACCCCACCAGGCGUAGUUGAUGUCCCCAGCGCUACGGAAGAGGAGGUGACCUUCGCUCUCUAUCUCCAUGAUCCCAUUCACGGCAUCGCCCUCCACACCAUUUCCCAGGCAGUUCCACAGAAGUGGAUCGACUGGCUCGAUGCAGCUGUUCCAGCCACCGAAGACCCUGCCGCCGAUGACAUGUGGCACCGAGCUCCCGUUCCGGAAGAUAUUGCUGAGAUCAUCGAAAGUGGCGGCGUUGACCCUCGUGAAUGGGCCGCUGAAUGGAUCGAAGAAGCGCUCACUUUAGCUAUCGGCAUCGUGGCGCAACGCUAUGUCGCCCGGAGAAUGGGGGUUGGAGAGGCGGGAGCCGCAAAGGGCAAGAUGCGUGCUGAGCAGGCUUCAGUCGUGGAAAGCGGUGCAGGAGAGGUGGCGCGGGCGCUCUAG
This is a messenger RNA of Aspergillus bombycis, 1527 nucleotides long. Its product is annotated as DUF5427 domain-containing protein MTC1. NCBI's taxonomy places the organism in Eukaryota, Fungi, Ascomycota, Eurotiomycetes, Eurotiales, Aspergillaceae. The coding region runs from base 1 to 1527 and encodes 508 amino acids. The record is from RefSeq and is a predicted model, not a curated record. The transcript is spliced from 2 exons.